AUGCCUUUCGAUCUUGGUGCUAAAGGUUCAUGCAUGAUUGGUGGAAAUAUAGCAACAUGUGCUGGUGGAUUACGAUUGCUGCGAUACGGUAGCCUUCAUGCACAUCUUUUGGGACUUACUGUUGUGUGUAAAUUUAUGGCUACAUAUUGUUUGCGUUUGAGUGAAGUUUCUGAUAUCCAGGUCUUACCAGACGAACAAGGAACGAUUCUGAAAGUUGGAUCAUCCUUAAAAAAGGAUAAUACUUCUCUGCAUAUUCCUCACCUUUUCUUGGGUAGCGAAGGACAGCUGGGUGUAAUUACACGAAUUACUAUGGCUGCAGCACCGAAACCAACUUCAGUACAAAGCGCUAUGAUAGGGGCUGAAACGUUUGAGAAGUGUUGUGAUAUUCUUCGCUUAGCUCGUAGACAUCUCUCUGAAAUUUUAUCUUCUUUCGAGUUUCUGGACCGAGAAACUAUGGCAGCCAUCGAUGAAAACUUAGGGCUUAAGCCAGUUCUGAAAUCAGAUCCUCGCUUUACGCUACUUAUAGAGACUUCAGGCUCCGACGAAUUGCAUGAUACGGCAAAGAUGGAACGAUUUCUGGCUCAUUGCAUAGAUGAUGAAUUAGCUAGUGAUGGCGUGCAGGCUCAAUCAGCGACUGAAUCAUCGAUGAUGUGGCGGAUACGUGAAAGCGCUCCAUUGGCUGUGGCUGCCGAUGGUUACGCGUUCAAAAAUGACGUUUCUUUGCCUCUGAAGCAUUUUUAUCGAUUGACGGAGGAGAUCAGAAGCAGAUGUUCGUCUAUGACGAAAAGAAUCGUCACGUAUGGUCAUUUGGGCGAUGGAAAUAGUCACUUGAACAUCACCGCUAAGGAGUACAGCAAGGAUUUAUACGAUAGGCUCUAUCCAUUCAUCUAUGAAUGGGUGAAUGCACAUGAUGGCUCCAUCUCUGCUGAACACGGUAUCGGCCGAAUGAAGCUACCGUAUGCGAAUCUUGGCAAAUCGCCAGCCGAGCGAGACAUUGUCCGUCGAAUCAAGUCGUGCAUUGAAAAUGCGUUGCCAGUGCAGUGGAAUGAUGCAUUUGGUCAGCUGGUCAAACAUCACAAUGGGCAUAUUUCCGUCAUUUCGUAUUGUUCUGAGCUAUCAGCAGCAUUUACUGGCAAUUAUUAUUUGCUUGCAAUCUAUUAUUACAUCUUCUACAUCCUUUUACAUCUCUCUAAAUCUAAGGCAAAUUCUGGUCAAGUUUUCAUUUGAAG
Cylicostephanus goldi is the source of this 1229-nucleotide messenger RNA. The record is from the annotation of a GenBank genome assembly. NCBI's taxonomy places the organism in Eukaryota, Metazoa, Nematoda, Chromadorea, Rhabditida, Strongylidae.